Molecule: messenger RNA, 5345 nt
Organism: Scatophagus argus
Lineage: Eukaryota; Metazoa; Chordata; Actinopteri; Scatophagidae
Gene: c5
Product: complement component 5
Exons: 42
Coding region: 83-5146 (1687 amino acids)
Cellular component (GO): extracellular region
Molecular function (GO): protein binding; endopeptidase inhibitor activity
Source: RefSeq, a predicted model, not a curated record
AUCAAUAACCAAUAAAAUCUGACUUUCUGUCACUGUCGGUAAAUUUCCCCAGUUAGUUGUGUGUUUUCUCCUCACCGUCAGGAUGAAGGUGUGUGUCCUCCUGAUGUGUGUGUGUUGUCUCUGUUGGAAGACGAAGGCUGAUUCCAGAUCGUAUCUGAUUACUGCUCCUCUCUCACUGCGGCUGGAUGCUGUUGAGACGGUGCUGCUGCAGUUGUUUGGUUUUACAGAUGAGGUGACGGCCUACGUGUACUUGAAGACCUCCAUGGCUCCGGAUCAUGUGGUUCUGGCCCAGGAAGUCGUGACGCUCAACAACCGGAACCACCACCAGGCCGCCGCCAAAGUCCGGCUGUUCCCAGGUCAGCUGGAUAAGAGUGUGAAUCACGUGAUUCUCCACGUCCAAUCGACAGAGUUCAACCAGCACCUGUCAGUCCCGGUCAUCCGCUCCAACGGUUUCCUGUUCAUCCAGACCGACAAACCGCUGUACACCCCACAUCAGAGUGUCAAAGUGCGGGCCUUUUCUCUAAACCAGGAGCUGAGACCAGCCAAUCGCAGUGUUUUCCUGACCUUCAAAGACCCGGACCACACAACAGUGGACAUUGUAGAGAUGAUUGAUGUCAACAAUGGAAUCCCGUCCAUGCAGAACCCCUUCAAGAUCCCCAUUAAACCAAAGUUGGGGAUUUGGACCAUUGAAGCCUCCUACUCUGAUGAUUACACCACAACAGCGAGAACAGACUUUGAAGUUAAAGAAUACGUUCUUCCCAGCUUUUCCAUCCUGGUGGAACCAGAAACAAACUUCAUCAGCUACGGACAGUUCAAGCGCUUCCACUUCAAGGUCUCUGCCAGGUAUCUUCACGGCGCUCCGGUCGCCGACGGUGAGGUGUUCCUGCGCUACGGCUACGUCAGCGGGAAGAAUCCUCCGGUCCUCAUCCCCAGUUCUGUUACCAGAGACAGAUUGUCCUCGACAGGUGAAGUGGGCGUGACAUUGAACAUGGAGAAGGUCCUGUCCCAACAUGACGGACCAAAAGACCUCGACAGUCUGGUGGGGAAGUACCUAUACAUCGCUGUACUGCUGCAGGAGGACACAGGUGGUAUGACUCAGGAGGCCGAGUUUGCUGCAGUGAAGUUUGUCAAAUCACCUUACAGCCUGAGUCUGGUGUCCACGCCCCCCUUCAUCAAACCUGGACUUCCUUAUAACAUCCAGGUGGUGGUGAAGGAUCAUCUGGACAAACCGGUGAAGCGGCUUGAGGUUCGUCUGUUGGAGCGACAGCUGUUCAGACAGGGCAGGGAGACUGAGACACUGCCCUGUCCUGACAGCUCCAUCAGCCAAUCAGAUGGCAUCGCUGUCUUCAUCUGCAACACGCCGAGUGAGGCAGUCAAGGCGGUGCUGAAGUUUGAGACGGUGGACCCCACCCUCCCAGCAGCCAGUCAGGCCAGUCUGAGUCUGACGGCGGUGGCCUAUCACUCCCCAAACCAGCGUUACCUGUACAUCGACCCCCCGCUGCCCGGCCGCGGCCUCGAGGUGGGACAAUUCGCCAACAUCAAGGUGUACUCGGCCACGCCCUCCUACGUGCCUGUCAGAGCCAUCAGCUUCCUGGUGCUGUCCAAAGGGAAGGUGGUGGAUUUCGGCAGCCAGAAGUUCAUCUCGAGCGCCGAUAACAGACAGACGCUGAGGUUUGAGGUGACGACAGCCAUGGUCCCAUCUGUGAGACUGCUGGUCUACUACAUCCUGUUUGGAGAGGGGACGUCCGAGCUGGUGGCCGACUCCAUCUGGCUGGACGUCAGUGACAAGUGUGUCAAUGGACUCCAGACUGAUCUGUCAUAUCGUAGUCGCGACUACAAACCGAAGGAAAGCCUCCGGCUGGACAUCCGGACCAAUCAGGACGGUCUGGUUGCUCUUUCUGCUGUGGACUCUGCCCUCUUCACACUACGGCCCAACUACAGAGAUCCUGUUUCCAUGGUUCUGCGUCACAUCGAGCAAAGUGACCUGGGCUGUGGGGGAGGCGGCGGCAGAGACAGUGCAGACGUCUUCCGAUUGGCUGGCCUCACCUUCUUCACCAACGCCAACGCCCAACCAUCAACCAACAACGAAGCGUGCACGGCGGCAGUGCGUCCAAAGCGAGCUCUGACUGAUGAGGACAAGACAAAGAAAGCUCAGAGUUACGGUAACCUGAAGACGUGCUGUGAGGAGGGCAUGAAGUACAUCCCAAAGAGUGUGACCUGCCUUCAGUUUGCCAAGCAGAGGAUCCGUAAACACGCUGGGUGCAGGCAGGCGUUCGCUGAAUGCUGUGAGUUUGCCCAGCAGCACUUGGACCAGGACCAGAACCUCAUCCUGGGACGCCACGAGUUGGGUGCGGACUUCGACCUGGUCCCGUCUCUGGUGCGAAGCUACUUUCCAGAGAGCUGGAUGUGGGAGGUGCAGCGCGUCAGUCCAGGCCUGAGGUCCGUCAUCAGGAAGCUGCCAGACUCUCUCACCACCUGGCAGGUCAGAGCAGUCGGCAUGUUCAAGAACGGUAUCUGUGUGGCGGAGCCGGUUCAGGUGUCGGUCCAUCUGCCGCUCAGUGUGGACGUCCCGCUGCCUUAUCAGGUGGUCAGAGGAGAACAGCUGGAGCUGAAAGGCUCCGUGUACAACCAGCAGGCCGACGGCAUCAUGUACUGCGUCACGCUGACUGUCGGCCCGGCACUCUGCCUCCUGCAGUCCCAGCCGGAUGCUGGGGGGGGGGGGCUGCACUCCACCACCUGCAGUUGGAGCCCCCUGUCUGCAGGGGGAGUCGGAAAGGUGAGCUUCACCGUGCUGGGCCUGGAGCCUGGAGAACACACCCUGACCUUUACCCUGAAGACACGCGAAGGACGAAAAGACAUCCUGGAGAAGAAGCUACGAGUGGUGCCUGAAGGAGUGAGGAAGGAGCAGCUCUCUGGAGGAAGACUGGACCCACAGGGACUCUACGGUUCAGAGAAGACAACAGUGGAGCUGAAGAACAGGCUGCCAGCCAACAUCGUCCCCAACACAGCCGUGGACAGAAUGCUGACUAUCAACGGUGAGGUUCUGGGUGACGUCCUGUCGGUGGUGCACAGCCCCGAAGGCCUGCAACAGCUUGUCAACCUGCCGCCCGGGUCAGCAGAGGCGGAGCUCGGUGGACUCCUCACCCUGGUCCAGGUGUAUCAUUACCUGGAGACGACGAGGCACUGGGACCUCCUGGGAGAGGACAUCAUGAAGAACGCGGCAAAUCUGAGACAGAAGAUCAAAGAGGGUCUGGUUGGUAUCAGUUCAUUCAAAGGUGGAGACUCGAGCUACAGCAUGUGGAGGAAGAGAGAAUCCAGCACCUGGAUGACGGCUCUCGUGGUGAAGACCCUGUCUCUGGCGGAUCCAGUGGUGUCCGUGGACCAUCAGUCUCUGUCGGACUCUGUGGCCUGGCUGAUCCGAAGAGCUCAGCAGCAGGACGGAUCCUUCAGGGACAAAUCCUCCUUCAGACCCAACAAAGUCAUGGCUGCGGGGAAGGACGCGAUCGAGCAAUCGGUGUAUCUGACGUCCUUCGUGUUGAUCUCGUUGUACAGAGCGACGAGCAUCAAAGAUCCGAUCCUGCAGCUCCGAUUCCACGAUGACAGCAUGAAAUCUGCAGCUAACUACAUUUCCCAGCAUGCCUUGGAUGUGAAGAGUGUGUAUGUGCGUGCGGUGGCGACCUACGCCCUGACCCUGCACGACCCCAACAGCAUGACUGCCUCCAUGCUGCUCAGCAGCCUGGAGAACCUGGCUCGACAGAAAGGUCACCCGGCUGUACUCAGGUACUGGCAGGAGUCCAGUGUGACAGCUGAUUGGCUGAAACCUGACCAAUCCAGCGGUCUGACAGUGGAGACGACAGCAUACGUGCUGCUGACUGUACUGCUGAAGGGGAGAAUCCAUUACGCCAACCCCAUCCUGUCCUGGCUGACCCAGGAUCAGCACUACGGAGAAGGGUUCUAUUCUAUACAGGACACAGUCUUGACUCUGGAGGCAUUGACAGAGUACAGCAGAGUCGUCCCCCGAGCUGUCCUUAGUCAGGACAUCAACGUCCGCUACAACAGGAAGGGACUACUGCGACGAGUGCAGCUGAGCCAGAGCCGACCUGUGGCCACACCCAUCCAGGUGACAAAGGACGAUGACAUCAUUGUGUCCACGGGAUAUGGGCGGGGUGUGUCCAACAUCAAGUUGAGGACAGUUUACUAUGAGACCACAGCGUCCGCGGAGACGUGUCACUUUGACCUCACAGUAGAGGUGGCGGGCCCCAGCACCUCCAGCAAUCCCAGUAUGCGUGCGCCUCACCUGGUCGCCUGUGCAAAGUAUAAACCUCCUCCUAACGAGGUGGUGACAGAGUCCAGUCUCACAGUGAUGAAGAUCCAGCUGCCGACAGGUGUGGAGCCUCAGCUGGAGGACCUGAGACAGUUCAGAGACACAGAUGAGCCAAUCAUCUCCGACUAUUCACGCCAAGGAAACACUGUGGUCAUUCAGAUGGAAGCUGUUCCCUCAGAGGUCUUCCUGUGCGUUGGUUUUCGGAUCAGGACCGCGUUCAGGGUGAGCGGGGUCAGCGAGUCGGUGUUGAGCGUCUACGAGCCUCAGGACAAAGGCAGCAUGUGCACCAAACGGUUCUCCUACCAGGAGCAGAAGCUGCAGCACCUCUGUGUGGCUGAACAGUGUCAGUGCAUGACAGCUGCGUGUGCUGCCUACAGAGGAAACAUCGACGUGAGUCUGACAGCAGCCAAACGUAUGGACGAGACCUGCCAGCCCAACAUCAAAUAUGCCUACAAGGUGACGGUCAAGUCCUCAGCAGCAGAGGGAGACUUUAUGACCUACACAGCCACCGUAGUUGAAGUCCUGAAGAACACAGAUCAAGAGUUUGAGGCGGUGAGUUCAGGUACGGAGGUGGACCUGAUGAAAAAGGUCACCUGCAAUGCUGUUGACAUCCAGAACAACAAGCAGUACCUGGUGAUUGGAGCCAGCGGGUCAGAGGUCACCCAUGGCAACGGCUUCAAAUAUCGUCUUCCUCUGGACUCGGAGGCGGUGGUGGAGCUGUGGCCGACGGACUGUAGUUCUCCCGAGUGUUCGGACUACAUUUCCCAGCUGGACGAAUUUGCUCUGGACCUGCAGUUGGUCAGCUGCCCUGACUCCUCAUAAGCAGAUUUGCGCAGCACGUUUUAAUUUAAUACUGAGGGAGUUCACAAGGAGCCGAGAGGAAUAAACUGUUUUGUCUCACCAGAAAGUCUCAUCAGCUCAGGACAUGUUGUUAGCUCACAGGUUAAAGUUAAUGAUUUUGUUUCUCCUGUCAUUGUCAAGUGUCAUUUUAUGAUCUAGCAGUAAAGCUAAAACAAAUUCA